Cercospora beticola is the source of this 3075-nucleotide messenger RNA. Its product is annotated as ankyrin repeat domain-containing protein. Lineage: Eukaryota; Fungi; Ascomycota; Dothideomycetes; Mycosphaerellales; Mycosphaerellaceae. Gene Ontology annotation, molecular function: protein binding. The record is from RefSeq and is a predicted model, not a curated record.
AUGGCGGAUUACGAUGCCGUGAUUGGCGUUUCACUCGUUGCCAUCCUCGUUGCGUCCCUCGUUCAAUUUUACGUCGAAGCACAACAUGCUGGACUCUGGCACAGGCUGGGGAAAAGCACACGGAAACGAUUUGAACAUGUGAUCCACUUGUGGUCUUGGAUGCGGAACCAGCGUGAUCAGAACCAUGGGCGCUUUCCCGGUGUCGAGUUGGCACCAAAUAGAAGAGACCGCCGACAAGCAGUGGAGGAUGGGACCCGCACCUUGAGAACUUGGCCAUUACUGGGCGUUCAUCUGAGCUUCAUCUCCUGGUAUUCAAUCGCAAUGUUCUUCGCAUGGGCAGCUGUGAGCAUACUCAGUGGAGUGCAGAUGGGUCGAUCCAUAUCAGAAAAAGACAACUUGAAGAUCGACGCUGACAUCGCAGGAACUGGAGUCCUGAUCGGUCUCUUCACACCAGCCAUGCUCACGGCGCUAAAUCUUGUGCUCGGCCACUUCCAUUCCCAAGAUGGAGGGAUUCUGGAGAUCGGCGCAGCGCACUUUGCUAAUCUCUCUUCACUUCUGAUCAACACUCUGAAGGCUCUGUGGUGUGGUUCCAUCGAUCAAUUGUCCGAGGAAGAAAGACUGAUCGCUGCAAUUUCCAUCAAUUUGUGCUGCACAAGCCUACGCAUGAGCUUCUCGGACAAGACUGCUUUAGCGUCUCGGUCAUUCAUGGCUCUAUCAUCAGUGUCGCGCCUGUUCGGACUCAUUUGCAUGUUCAUCCUUCUCGGCAGCAUUGGACACGCAUCAGCUGCGUUCUCGAUCUCAACGUUGCAUUGGUAUGGGGCGAUUCGGUCGCAUGAUGGCACUUACUGGAGCGUAUGGGCUUUGCUCGCAACGAACUGCAUGAUCUGGAUGUCUGACACACUUCUUGUUGCGUACAGGCACACACCUGGCUUUGACAAGGCGCACAAGGCGCAAGAGAGAAACACCUUCCAUGCAUUUCCGACAUUGCGCACGACCGCUCUCUUAAAGCACGUCCAAAGCUUGCCGGUGCUCGUCAUGGACAUGUGGGCGAUUAUGGCAUUGGCACAAGGCUCAGAUCGUGGGAGCUUAGCAGACUGGGGUCAGAGCGCUGCGUUAGCCACAGCCCUGACAACAAUAGCACACUGGGGCUAUCGCGUGCUCUACGACAUUCUCUGGAAGUCCUGGCACAACAAUCGAUGGCUGAACUUCAGCCGGCCGAGUCCUGGGGAGAUUGAUGCUCCAUUGAAUGACACAGGUUAUUGGCCGCGCGAAGCAGCAACCAAGACCAAGCAGGAGCUGCAAGAAGAGCUCCUUGAAGCAUGCCGAACCAACGACAUUACAUGGUUCGAUGAGAUCAUGCAGCAGCUCGAAGACGAAGAUAUCAAUUUCGUGGACCAAGAGACGAAUAGGACUCCACUACUCAUUGCCAUCGAAAACGGGAGCCUGACUUUGAUCAAGGAGCUGAAGGAGAAUCAUCAAGCCUCGUCAGCGUAUCUUGAUACUGAACCGGCCGUUGUGCGUGCUGUUGAGCUCGGAAGGCACAACAUCUUGACUUACCUGAUCUUCGACUCUACCUUCACUGAAGAUCCAUGUCAAUUGUCUCGGAAAGGAACGUCUCCACUGCAGCUUGCAUGCCAGAGUGGGCAUUGGGCUGUGGUCGAGGUCCUACUCCGGCAUCCAGCUGUGACGAAGGAACUCACGUUAGCGGGACGUCGUGGGCCUUUGUGGACAGCACUUACUCUCCCGCAGCGGGACGUUGCGAUCAAGGUGUCUUCACUGCUCCUUUACAAGCUGGACCAAUUGAAUGACUCUAGUGUGUCCUUUGACGCCUUGGUAGACCUCAUUCGCGAUGGGAACUGUGCUGCGAUCCAAAGUUACAGCGAGGUGGCAAUAUCGUCACAACCAUUUCCUAUGAAUCGGAAGGACUCUAACGGAUGGACGCUUUUACACUGGGCUGCAUGGAAAGGCGACAUGGGAAUCUUGGAGGGGGUCUUGAGGCAGAUGCCAGGCACCACUGACGCAACAAUUGUCAAUGAGCCCACGUGUGAUGGCAGGACAGCGCUGCAUGUUGCAGCACAGUAUGCGCCCUCUGAUCUUGCUUUGAGGCUGCUGGAAUUGCCCACAAUCGAGACGGGAAUUCGAGACCAUACUGGGCGGUCAGCACUACCGCUUGCUGCGCAGUUCGGAGCGCUACGCCUUGUGCAAGGACUGCGUAAAUCCGGUGAGCGACCCUUGAACACCCUCAUUUCCGAAUAUGUUCGCGACGGAGUCAAGUAUUCAUCGUACGGCCCAAAGCGGCCACACUUCGAUCAUGAUAUCGAAGGACGCACGCCACUGUCGUACGCCGUAGAGCAAUUACAUUUUGAGAUCAUGGACUUGCUCCUUGAAACUGGUGCUGAUCCAUUCAUUGUGGACACCUCUCACAAGCUACCACUGGCGUAUGCCUAUGCAACGAUCAGGACCAGGCAUCCUUCUUCGCAAUCGUGCCAUCGGCAUCUGCCCAGUGAGACAUCAUGGCCGGAGCCAUCUGGCCGAACCACGACCGAAAAUAUUGUGGACGCUGAGUGGCGUAGCCUUGAGAGGUUCGUGAAACGGUGGAUGCCUUCGAAGGAACGCUUCGAUAUCGACCAGUGGAAGACGGCAUUGAAAGAGAUAGCCGACCACGGCAUGGUUCUCACCGGAGCCAAAACCAGUUUCAUCGAAUGGCUAUGUUGCAAUGGUAUUCUUGAUCCGACUACCAAAACAAUGGCCGGCGUCGAUGCAAAGCGCACUGCAAGUUGCUUUCUAGAUUGUCUGUUAUACUACGUGGCUGAGCAUCGACUGCGAGGCUUGGCGGUUCCGCUCAAUCACUUCAAGUGGAGCACUCACGGCGCCGACAUGAGCUAUCCUUUAGAUGAGUUUGGAGGUCCUUGUGUGGCCAUCUACGCUGCGAAGGCUAUUGAGCUCGGGCACUUGCACCAUGCCAAGUUCCUGGUGGGAGAUGUUGGUAUCGACAUCAAUACGCAUGAAGGCUUGUUGCUCCAUGCAGCCGUUCAAGGACAGCGCGUCGAUGGCGUUGCCUGGGUCUUGAAUUAG